UGUUGUUACUCUCUCUACGGCGUCCCGCGUAGCUCAGUCUUCCUCUUCGCGUUGUCGUAGUCAACUUUCCCUUCCCCUUCAAUGACGAUGGGUGACAUGAUAUUCGAGGAGCUGGAGGAUUUAAUGCAUUUUUCCGUCCACGAUUUACCAGCCCGUGGAUAUUCAGUCAUGGAGGAGAUCCGGCGACAGGGGAAACUCUGCGAUGUCACGCUGAAGGUGGGAGAGCACAAGUUUAGUGCCCACCGGAUAGUUCUGGCUGCUUCCAUUCCUUACUUUCACGCCAUGUUCACCAACGACAUGGUAGAGUGCAAACAAGAUGAAAUCGUCAUGCAAGGCAUGGAUCCCAGUGCACUUGAAGCUCUCAUAAAUUUUGCAUAUAAUGGACACAUAGCCAUAGACCAGCAGAACGUUCAGGCACUCCUGAUCGGAGCCAGUUUUCUGCAGCUGCAGAAUGUCAAGGACGCCUGCUGCACUUUCCUUCAAGAGAGGUUGCAUCCAAAGAACUGCCUGGGUGUGCGCCAAUUUGCAGAGACCAUGAUGUGCACAGGCCUGUAUGAUGCAGCCAACAGCUUUGUGCACCAGCACUUUGUGGAGGUGUCUGUAUCGGAGGAGUUUCUGGGCUUACGGCCGGAGGAGGUGCUGGAGCUGGUGGGCUGUGAUGAGCUCAAUGUCAAGGCUGAGGAACAGGUUUUUGAGGCCGUCCUCGCGUGGGUGCGACAUCAGAGGGAGGAGCGAGAGACCUGCCUGCCAGAGCUGCUAUCAAAGACUAGACUGCCCCUGUGCCGACCACAGUUCCUGGCUGACCGAGUCCAGCAGGACGAGCUCGUGCGCUGCUGCCACAAAUGCAGGGAUCUAGUAGACGAGGCAAAGGAUUACCAUCUAAUGCCAGAGCGGCGGCCACACCUGCCUGCCUUCAAGACACGGCAAAGAUGCUGCACGUCCAUCGCGGGUUUAAUCUAUGCUGUCGGAGGCCUCAACAGUGCAGGCGACUCUUUAAAUGUUGUGGAAGUGUUUGACCCUAUUGGUAACUGCUGGGAACGCUGUCAGCCCAUGAGCACGGCGCGGAGUCGAGUGGGCGUGGCUGUGGUAAAUGGACUGCUUUAUGCCAUUGGAGGUUACGACGGCACAUCUCGGCUCAGCACAGUUGAAGUCUACAACCCAGAAACAGACACAUGGACUAAGGUAGCCAGCAUGAAUAGCCAGCGCAGUGCAAUGGGAACAGUCGUAGUUGAUGGACACAUAUAUGUUUGUGGUGGUUACGAUGGCAAGUCUUCGCUUAGUUCAGUAGAGUGCUAUUCUCCAGAAACUGACAGAUGGACAAUAGUAACAGAGAUGAGUGCGAGUCGAAGUGCAGCAGGUGUGACAGUAUUUGAAGGAAGGAUAUUCGUUUCGGGUGGACAUGAUGGUCUACAGAUUUUUAACACGGUGGAGUACUAUAACCAGCACACUGCCCUCUGGCACCCAGUGGCUCCCAUGAUGAACAAGCGCUGUCGGCAUGGCGCUGCAGCUCUGGGCAGUCAGCUGUACAUCGCUGGAGGCUAUGACGGCUCUGGCUUCCUGAGUGGUGCCGAAGUUUACAGCUCUGUGGCUGAUCAGUGGAGCCACCUAGUGCCUAUGAACACGCGUCGCAGCCGCGUCUCCCUGGUGGCCAACUGCGGCCAUCUCUAUGCCGUGGGAGGAUACGAUGGACAGUCCAACCUCAACUCUGUCGAAAUGUAUGACCCGGAGACCAACCGUUGGACAUUUAUGGCACCCAUGGUCUGCCAUGAAGGCGGGGUGGGGGUCGGGUGUAUACCCCUUCAGCCAGCCUAGGACUGCCUCUUAACUUGAAAAAAAAAUCUAAUUUUGUAUCCCUUUUUAUGUUUUUGCUAAAGGGUGAAAUGCAUUUGUGAUCAUGAUGUCUUGCCCUGGGUCCAUGCGUUUGCAUCUGAGGCCCCACGCUUUUGGCGCCAUAGUUGCAGGAAGCCUUGAAAUAUACAGAGCAAACGUUUGAAUUUUUUUUUAACCUCUCUCAAUGACCAAUACUUUCCUUUGAGGUGUGGGUGCUGUCAAAAGCUGCUAGUAUGUGUCAGACUGUGUGGUCCUGUAGUCGAGGCUGCACUCUUGAUCCUGAAGAAAGGAGAGCCAGCCAGAACAGAAGAACAGGAAGCACGUUUGAUAGACUAGAUAUAGAAAAAAAAAAGACAUACCUAAGGCGUGACCGGCACUUGUGAAAGCAUUUGUACUGGAGCUCUUCAGCCAAGGGUAUUCAGAAUAAGGAUAGGAUGUGGACCACUUUAUUUUUGUUUGUGUGUGCUGUUGUAUGUGUGUGCCCAUUCAGGUGAAUGUCUGUGUUUUGUGUGUGAACGUUAGAGCGAGAUAUAAGGGAAGAAAUAAGAGGCAUUUGCUUGGGAUAAACAUUGACACUUGUGAACUGGAAGCUUAUUAUAUCGCUAAGAUUUACAAGAAGGUACAAGUUAACCACUGAAGGUUUAUGUCAAGCAAAUGUGUACUACUUGGGAGAACAUAAUCAUAUAGAUACGAUUUGUAGGGAUAACACAAGCUCUUUUUUUUUUAUUUGUGACCGUUUCUUUUGUGCUUUUGUAACAUGUUGAAAGCAUACUUAAUACUCAGUUUGGGAUAUUGUACUGAAUCUGUACUGAACGUUUCGACAAACGCAACAGCAAUGAUGAACACUUGCAGAACAACCGAACUGCAACGUAACUGCGGAGAACAUCCAUUUAGAUGUGCCAUGGCUCACCCCACCAUCAUAUGGGACUACUUUUGGAUACAGUUCUAACACUUGUCUAACUUGAAAUUCUCUGAACUCUUUUAAGAAGGAUGAAACUGUUAGGUCUAAUGCACUGCUCAAUUUUGACAAUUUUGUACCAGCUGCUCACCAGCUUUGGGUUCUUACCCUAAAGACCUUGCAGUUUCUAGAUAGGAGACACCCUAGUGCCACCUAGUGAGGUGAAACGGUUAUGAUUGAUAGCAGUGGCUGACUUACCUCACAGAUAGCUGUCUGCAUCUUUCUUUAUUGGGCGUAUGGAUGGAGAUCGAGACCAAAUUAUGUGUGUAGUUAUAAUGACCAGCAUUAGCAGUGUGAUUUCAUUGUGCAGUGGCAUCAUUUCGUGUUGUGGUGGGAGGUGGAAUCUGUCCUUCGUGUGCAGUUGCAGAAUCAGGGUUGGGGUGCAUGUGUGGAAAUAUCAGCUAGCGAACAGGCUUUUGUAAAUUAGUCUCAGCCGGUUGCUUUUGUGUGAUUGCAAAGUAACAGAUCUUAAUAUGGGAUUACUGACUGUGAAUUUUUGAUUACGGAUGAUGUUUUCUUCCUUUUCCUUUUUGGCCAUUUGCUCCGUUCUUCUGCUGAUCUUGUUUUACGAUGGAUUUUGUAUAAUAUACAGUAUGUAUUGUAAUCUUCAGUCAUGGUGCAGUAUUUUUUUACUACUUAUAAUUUUUUUUGGGAUUUCUGAACCACAGAAUUUUUAUUUAUUUUUAGUUGUAUGUUUUUUCUUCCUGCUCUUUUUACAGCAUUGCACAUAAUAGUUUGAUAAUUACUGUCUCAAAAUUGAAAAUCAAGUUUAUAGAUGUGUAAUAUAUAAACAGAAGAUCUUAUGUGGACCAUUGAAUCUCUUUCUAGUUUAUUUCCCAUCUGUCAGAUAAUCUUUAGCUACCUCCGUUUGAGAUGGGAGAGGUCAGACAGGGCCGGACCCAGACAGCCACCCUGGUGACUCUAACUUCUGUUUAAACUGAAGGAUCUCAAAACUGGUGACUGAUCUCUCUUGUGUGGGACUUAUUCAUGUUACGGAAAUGUUUUAAAUAAAUCAUGUUCUUUUUUAACGAACA
This is a messenger RNA of Colossoma macropomum (tambaqui), 3822 nucleotides long. It is a transcript of the gene klhl18, whose product is annotated as kelch-like family member 18. Gene Ontology annotation, molecular function: protein binding. Lineage: Eukaryota; Metazoa; Chordata; Actinopteri; Characiformes; Serrasalmidae. The record is from RefSeq and is a predicted model, not a curated record. Bases 82 to 1812 code for a protein of 576 amino acids. The transcript has 10 exons.